AUGCCCUUCGGUACUUUCAAGACAAAGGAGGCUCGAGGCCCCAUCCCUCUCUGCUCUUCGCCCUACCCAGUUGGCCUGGAUGAAUUCACCAAUGUCCAUAUUCUUUCCGUCAAAUAUCACACAACAUACGACGCCGUCAAGGAUAUGAUCCCUGAAGAAUGUGAGCUGGAAGAUGAGCCGCUUGUUAUUCUCACCCUCUUCAGCUACGGCAUGAGUCCCAUUGGCGCAUACAACGAGUUUGUCUGCCAGGUCGAGGUCAAGUGGGAGGGCAAGAUAUUACCCUUCUCGAUCGAGCUUAUCCUCAACAAUGAAGGUGCCAUAUAUGCCGGACGGGAGCGCUGGGGUAUUCCAAAGGUUAUGGGUAACGUUGAGUGGGGUCCUUCCAAGAUCAAUUCAUCGCCUAAUGGAAUCAUUACGGGCCAUGUUGAGCGUCCCGUGGGGUGCAAGCUCGUCCAGUUCGGGUUCAAGCCGCAGAAGAAAGUUCAAGACUGGGGUGCUCUGAGCGGCACGAAGCGCGAGAGUCUUCACUUCCGUUCGAUCCCUGCGGCGAAUAGUUAUGAUCCCCCAAUUCUCAGGGAAUUCAUCCCUACCUGUAUUGAGAUAACUCAUGCUGAGGUUUGGGCAGGUGAGGGAUCUAUUGGUCUCUUUAAUGUUUCAGAGUUCGAUCCGAUUCAUCGACUCGAGGUCGUGAGAUACGUUGGCGCAACUUUGUGCAGAGAUGCUAGAGCUGUCCUGCAUCCACUUUCAAAGACCUUCCCUGUCUGA
Molecule: messenger RNA, 765 nt
Organism: Fusarium odoratissimum NRRL 54006
Lineage: Eukaryota; Fungi; Ascomycota; Sordariomycetes; Hypocreales; Nectriaceae
Product: acetoacetate decarboxylase
Exons: 1
Coding region: 1-765 (254 amino acids)
Molecular function (GO): lyase activity
Source: RefSeq, a predicted model, not a curated record